Molecule: messenger RNA, 3944 nt
Organism: Pantherophis guttatus
Lineage: Eukaryota; Metazoa; Chordata; Lepidosauria; Squamata; Colubridae
Gene: WDR59
Product: WD repeat domain 59
Biological process (GO): cellular response to amino acid starvation; positive regulation of TORC1 signaling
Cellular component (GO): Seh1-associated complex; vacuolar membrane
Molecular function (GO): protein binding; signaling adaptor activity
Source: RefSeq, a predicted model, not a curated record
GGCAGCCAAGAUGGCGGCGCGCUGGAGUAGCGAGAAUGUGGUGGUGGAAUUCAGGGACUCUCAGGCAACAGCAAUGUCCGUAGAUUGUCUUGGGCAGCAUGCGGUGCUUUCUGGGCGCCGUUUCCUCUACAUUGUGAACCUGGAUGCACCGACUGAUGGCCACCGCAAGAUUUCCCGUCAGAGCAAGUGGGACAUUGGGGCCGUGCAGUGGAAUCCCCACGAGAGCCACGCACACUUCUUUGCUGCAUCGAGCAACCAACGUGUUGACCUGUAUAAGUGGAAGGACGGUAAUGGGGAAAUCGGCACUUCCUUGCAAGGACACACGCGUGUCAUCAGUGAUUUGGACUGGGCGGUGUUCGAGUCAGAUCUACUGGUUACCAGUUCGGUUGACACAUACAUCUACAUCUGGGACAUCAAAGAUACCCGAAAACCUACUGUCUCUCUCUCCGCGGUUGCUGGAGCCUCCCAGGUAAAGUGGAAUAAGAAAAAUGCCAAUUGCUUGGCAACCAGCCAUGAUGGGAAUGUGCGCAUUUGGGACAAAAGGAAACCAAGCACCGCUGUAGAGUAUCUGGCUGCGCACCUCUCUAAAAUCCACGGCCUGGAUUGGCACCCAGACAACGAAAAUAUUUUGGCCACCUCCAGUCAGGACAAUUCAGUCAGGUUUUGGGACUACCGACAACCUCGAAAAUACCUCAACAUUUUGGCCUGUCAAGUUCCGGUCUGGAAAGCCAGAUAUACGCCUUUUAGCAACGGGCUGGUAACAGUGAUGGUGCCCCAGCUUCGAAGAGAGAACAGCCUCCUUCUUUGGGAUGUCUGCGAUCUCAACACGCCGGUUCACACCUUUGUGGGACAUGAUGAUGUUGUGCUAGAAUUCCAGUGGAGGAAACAGAAGGAAGGGUCAAAGGACUAUCAGCUGGUCACCUGGUCUCGAGAUCAGACCCUUCGGAUGUGGCGAGUGGAUUGUCAGCUACAGCGGUUAUGCUCCAGCGACCUCUUGGAGGGAGUGGAGGAGCUGAUUGAUGGGAUUUCCCUCCUGCCAGAGGCAGACAAGGCCCUGCCAGUCCAAGAGACGGAGCCUCAGCAGAACUUCACCCACGGAGAGGAGGAAAUUUUUAAAGAAGAUUCCCAGAAAAGCUUUCUGGUAGGAAAGAAGCUGGACCAGCUGGGGCUGCCUCAAACCUUACAACAGGAGUUCUCUCUGAUCAACGUGCAAAUCCGCAACGUAAAUAUGGAGAUGGACGCCGUCAAUCGGAACUGCACGGUCUCUGUGCACUGCAGCAACCACAGGGUGAAGAUGUUGGUGAUGUUCCCGGCACAGUAUCCUAACAACGCCGCCCCCUCCUUCCAGUUUGUCAACCAGACCACGAUCCCUUCUACCAUGAAGGCCAAGUUGUUGAAGAUCUUGAAGGACACUUCCAUGCAGAAAGUGAAGCGCAAUCAGUGCUGCCUGGAGCCAUGUCUACGCCAGCUGGUCUCCUGCCUGGAGUCUGUUGUGAACCAGGAAGACAGCUCCUCCACUGAUCCCUAUGCGCUCCCGAAUUCCGUAACGCCGGCUUUGCCAACCUUUCCGAGGGUCUCCAAUGCCUACGGCUCCUAUCAGGAUUCCAAUAUUCCCUUUCCUCGAACCUCUGGAGCGAGGUUCUGUGGGGCAGGGUACCUGGUAUACUUCACCAGACCAAUGACGAUGCACCGUACGGCCUCACCUACUGAACCAACACCGCGAUCCUUGUCAGCCCUGUCGGCCUACCACAGUGGCCUCAUCACGCCCAUGAAGAUCCGUACAGAGAACCCUGGCAACCUGCGGUUGUACGGUGGGAGUCCCACGCGUAGUGAAAAGGAGCAGGUCUCCAUCAGUUCCUUCUACUACAAGGAGAGGAAGUCCAGGAGAUGGAAGAGCAAACGCGAGGGGACCGAGGCCAGCAGCCGGCCCAUCAAAGCAGCUGGCAAAGUCAUCAUUCAGGAUAUCUCCUGCCUGCUCCCCGUCCAUAAAUCAUUAGGGGAGAUGUAUAUACUAAACGUGGUGGAUAUUCAGGAGACCUGCCAGAAGAACGCCGCCUCAGCCUUGACAGUGGGACGCCGAGACCUCUUGCAGGUUUGGUCCCUGGCCACGGUGGCGACCGAUCUCUGCCUGGAUCCCAACGCCGACCCAGACUUGGAGACCCCCUGGGCCCAGCACCCUUUCGGCCGCCAGCUCCUGGAGUCUCUGUUGGCACAUUACUGCCAGCUCCACGAUGUGCAGACCUUGGCUAUGCUGUGCAGCGUCUUUGAGACCCAAUCCAGACCGCAGGGAAUUCCAAACCCCUCCUCAGGCCUGGCUCCUCAGCACCCCUCCAGCCACAGUCGAUACCCCAGCUUUACCUCCUCUGGCUCUUGUUCCAGCAUGUCAGAUCCUGGACUGAGCACCAGCAGUUGGAACACAGCCAACAAAGACAUGGAACACACGCUAGGCUGGGCCGAAUCUUCGCCUGACGACUUUCGCCUUGGGAACUUGGCGUAUGCUGAUCCCCGGGACCGAGAGAGAGACCAGCAUGACAGGAACAAAAGGCUUCUGGAUCCUGCCAACACGCAGCAGUUCGACGACUUUAAAAAGUGCUACGGAGAAAUCCUGUAUCGCUGGGGCCUGCGAGAGAAACGUGCCGAAGUCCUCAAGUUUGUUUCCUGCCCCCCCGAGCCUCAUAAAGGAAUUGAGUUUGGCGUCUUCUGCAGCUACUGCCGCAGCGAAGUGCGCGGCAUUCAGUGCGCCAUCUGCAAAGGCUUUGCCUUCCAGUGUGCCAUCUGCCACGUGGCCGUGCGGGGCUCUUCCAACUUCUGCCUGACCUGCGGCCACGGGGGGCACACCAGCCACAUGAUGGAAUGGUUCCGUAGCCAGGAAGUCUGUCCCACGGGCUGCGGCUGCCACUGCUUGCUGGAGAGCACUUUCUGACCAGCCAUCUUCGGCGCCCGACUUGGAUCAUUCCCAGGCCAGAUGAUCUCCAGCUGACCGGCAAGGAAGGCCCCAGGUGACUUCUGACACAGAUGGCCAGUCUCCUUGAGGGCACUCUUGACAGAAGUGAAAUGCGGUGGCUGGUGGUUGCCUAACUUUUUGAGGCUGUUCUGUGCUAACCGAGCGGAAGAGAAGAGAGAACGGAAGCUGAAGAGCAACUUGGUAUGAUGAAAAGUUCACAACGGGGGCGGGUGGGGGCAGCGUCUUCCCCCCCUCCAAAACAUGUACUUCUGGAAGGCCUUCUGUCCAGUAACAUUGCAACAGCAGUUGCUUUUUUCGACGGACCUCUAAAGUCUUGAGAUUAUACGAGGAGAUCAGAGUGAACAAAUAAUUUUUACCAAGACACGGAAAAAGUCUUCAAUCUUUGCAGGGUAGGAGGCUUGAAUGAAUCAGCGUGUCCUUUGGGAGGAAGGGAGUGCCCAACUGCAGCACAGACCCUGGAGAAAUUGGAGAGGCUUACCUAUCCUGUGGCAGGUAUUUACUUUCUUCCUCACCUCACCUGCCACUGGAAAAUUGCCCUUUUUUCAAAGAUGCUGAGCUGUAAUUGCUUCCCUGGAAUUGACUCAUUUGACAAAUGUAGGAGCAGAUUCUUUUAUUUUAUUUUUUUUUAAAGGGGGCUUGGAUUCUGAAACAACAGGGCCAAUAUUUGGCUUUAGAUUAACAAUUUCAGGACUGAACUAUCUGUGUUUUUGGUGCUGAAAUGCACUUGAAUCUGAUGGAAACGAUGGUUUCUGGCAGGGAGCCAGAAACCCUAUAAAUUCUUUGUGGUACCAACAGGAAUCUGGACUGAGCCCUCCCGCUUUGGAUUAGAUCCUUCGGUGCCUGGAUUUCGGUUUGCCGACCAUCUCUGAAGCAUAGAGACCAUGUCAGAGUUUCCUUCAAGCCACGAAGCUGAAGAAGUGUAUUUUUGUAUAUUCACUGAAUAAUUAAGAAAGUUUUAUAAAAAAAUUCGUGUUCUGCA